AAAUAGUAGCACAAGAAAAACAGAGAACAGAAAAAGAAGAGAGGAAGGGUGACGUGGCACAAUUUCCCUGCGACGCACCCAACCUCCGUCUCUCUCUCUCUCAGAUCGGCGGCCAUCUCCGUCGAGUAAUUGAAAUCUCUCUCAGCCGUUGGAUUCGAAUUCCGCCGCAUCUUCAUAUACCUCGUUUCAAUCCUGCGGAACCCUAGUUGCUCUGAAUUGUGGUUUGCUACUGUGAUAAGUUCUUCAGUGGUAGAUUAGGAAGCACCACCAAUGGAGAUUGUGUAAGACAUAUUCAUUACAGCUCUCUUUUAAGGAUUAUGGGGUCUGUUUGCUGUGUGGCUGCAAAGGACAGAAAUGUUCCCAGUGGAGCUAUUGAUAAUUCAGUGUGUUCACCAUCGUGGAGUUUUCGACGGGACAACAGGAGGCGUGUAGCUGAUGAGAUUAAAGAUUCAUCUAAUCAUAAUGUUGGGAGUAGAGGUAUUGACAUCGAUAAGUUGUCGUUAGGCUUAGAGAGAGGACCUCCGUCAUCUGAAACUGGGGGUUUAGCUACUCUUGGCUCUCAGAAAUCCGCAGACUCAGAGAUGGGCACAGCUUCGAUGGUUACAGCUCCUUUAGCGGGUACAAGUUUGGCGAUUCGAUCUCCUUCAGAUGUAUCCUUGGCAAGUCCUGUUCGUGUUGAGGUGAAGAAUAUAGUUGACUCAUCAGAUAUUGUUUCAUCAGUUUUACCAAAUCCGUCAAGUUCCACCUCGGUCUCUGAUCUUCCUUCAGCUCACACACAUUCACUUCCUCCCAGAUCAACUCCGUCUAGACGUGCUCGAGGUUCACCUGGGCAGCAGUUGUUUAGGCAGGUUUCUGAUAGUCAAACUUUGGGAUUGAAAUCUCCCAAUAAUUACUCAACAUCUGAAGGAAGGUCGUCCUUUGUGCUUUCGACCUGUAGUAAUGACACUGCCACUGGGUCCCAUUUUGCUUCUUCUGAAGGUGGCUGGUCCAUAAACGCCUUUUGUGAGCUCGUGGCUCAGUCUCAAAGGGAGAGAUGGUCUUUUGAUAAUGAGCACUUAGGUUCCGGACGACGAAGACUAAGUGGGUGUAGUAGUAGCAGAUUCUCAUGCUCCCCUUCUGUUGAUCAGCAGACUUGUGGGCGUUGCUCAAAGCUUUUAACUGAAAGGUCUCCAGUUGCCAGGUUUGACCUUCCAAUUCCUGCUGUUCUAGCGUGCGGCCAUGUUUACCAUGCGGCAUGCUUAGAGACAAUGACAAAUGAAACAGAGAAGUAUGAUCCUACGUGUCCCAUAUGCACAGAGACACAGGUUACUAAAUUAUCGAGGAAAGCUCUAAAAGCCGAGGCAGAAUUGAAGGCAACGAGUUACAAAAGGUGUAAGAACCGUGUGGUAGAUAGUUAUGUCCGCAGUGAAUGUGAGGAUCUUAUGUUCCAGAAUCUAGGGAAACGAGAAGGAAAAGGUCUGAAGAUGGAUCCUAGUUCGAAUACCAAAGGCUCCACGUCUAAGUCUUUUAUGAAAUGGCACUUCGGUUCCGUCAGCACCAAGUGGAGUAAAGCCAGGGAUUCUACCUCGAAGAAGAGCUUUUGGUCCAGACAUAGUAAUAAAAGAUUAAGUCAUUCUUUUUCAAGCGUUGAGGGCCUUAAUCAGGCAACAUGACAUAAAAUAGGACUGGCUUUGGAUUAGAGAAAAGCUCCCUUAAACAUUUUGUAUCCCUUUUUACUUUUAUUCCAUGUUUAAAUGUCACAUGGGGAAAAUAUGUGUACCAAUGAAACAAACUUGUCAUUUUGUAGAAUGCAGAAGAAACAAAAAAGGAUAAACUAAAAAUCUAUCUUUACU
Arabidopsis thaliana (thale cress) is the source of this 1832-nucleotide messenger RNA. Its product is annotated as RING/U-box superfamily protein. Bases 318 to 1652 code for a protein of 444 amino acids. Lineage: Eukaryota; Viridiplantae; Streptophyta; Magnoliopsida; Brassicales; Brassicaceae. The transcript is spliced from 5 exons. The record is from RefSeq and is marked reviewed.